Molecule: messenger RNA, 1323 nt
Organism: Dicentrarchus labrax (European seabass)
Lineage: Eukaryota; Metazoa; Chordata; Actinopteri; Moronidae
Gene: ndufaf5
Product: NADH:ubiquinone oxidoreductase complex assembly factor 5
Exons: 11
Coding region: 110-1144 (344 amino acids)
Biological process (GO): mitochondrial respiratory chain complex I assembly
Cellular component (GO): mitochondrion
Molecular function (GO): S-adenosylmethionine-dependent methyltransferase activity
Source: RefSeq, a predicted model, not a curated record
UCCUCCUCGCGGAGGUCAGACAGCGGAGGACGGGAACGGGACUCGGAAGCAGACCGGAAGCAGUGCGCUCCGGUGCUGUUUCUGUCUUUAAUCCGGGCCGAGCGGCACCAUGAGCAGCGGACUGUGUCUCAGAGUCCUGCGGGGAUCCGGCUCCGCUCCGGCAGCCUCCUCUGGCAGCUGGAGCCGGUUCCUGUCCCGGUCCGGAGCCCGCAGAGGACUGUCGGGGUCGAACAGCGGAACCAUGAACGUGUUCAACAGGGAGAUGAAGAAGAGGCAGAAGAACUGGGCCGGUUCUCUUCAGGACGGACAGCAGUACGACUACCUGAGGGACGAGGUUGGCAGUCGAGUGGCAGAUCGGGUCUAUGACAUCGCGAGGACGUUCCCUCUGGCUCUGGACCUCGGUGGGGGCAAAGGUCACAUAGCAGAACACCUGAGCCAGGAGGUGGUGGAGCGUUUGUUCCUCACCGACGGCUCUGAGGAAACUCUGAAGCAGAGGAGGAAGAGCGAGAUCCCGACUCGGUGCGUUCUCGCUGACGAGGAGUUUCUGCCGUUUAAAGAGAACACCUUCGACCUGGUGGUGAGCAGCCUGAGCCUGCACUGGAUUAACGACCUCCCUGGAGCUCUCAAACAGAUCCACCAGGUGCUGAAGCCGGACGGCGUGUUCAUCGGGGCGAUGGUGGGCGGGGAGACCCUGUACGAGCUGCGGUGUUCCCUCCAGCUCGCAGAGACCGAGAGGGAGGGAGGAUUCUCCCCCCACGUCUCCCCCUACACCGCCGUCACCGACCUGGGCAACCUGCUGGGCCGGGCCGGCUUCACCAUGCUCACCGUGGACAUUGAUGAAGUUCAGGUUCACUAUCCAGGAAUCAUCGAGGUUAUGACUGAUUUACAAGGUAUGGGUGAGAGUAACUGUGCCUGGAACAGAAGGUCACUGCUACACAGAGACACCAUAUUAGCAGCAGCUGCUAUUUAUAAAGAGAUGUACGGGAGCGAGGACGGGUCCGUCCCCGCCACCUUCGAGAUCCUCUACAUGAUUGGCUGGAAGCCUCAUGAGUCACAGGCCAAACCAGCGAAGCGAGGCUCGGCCACGGCGUCGUUCGGGGAUUUAUCAAAGAUCAGCCAGCCGACCAACAGCAACAAAUCAUAGCAGCAUCAGAGCUAAUAAACACACUCUCUCUCUCACACACACACACACACACACACACACACACACACACACACACUGUACAUAAUAUAUUGUAUGUUAUUUAACUGAAGGAGGAGAAGGGUUGUACUUUAUUAUCUGGAUUAAAUUUGAGCAAUUAAAAAAAAACUGCUUCAUGAGAA